UACUAGAUAUUACUAUUAUAGUGACUACAAUGGUUAAAAGUUACUAGUAUAAUACAUUAUAUUACAAAAUUAAAAUCAUCCAUAGAUCAUUUAUACAUUCACAGAGUGAAGCAGCGGCUCUAGCUUUAAAUUUUUUUAUGUUGGCCAAAAUAGAAUAAUUGAUAUACACAAAAACACGCAACUACUUUAAUGCUUUCCUAUACAGCCAUUGCAGAAGGCAGUUUUUUUACAAAUUACUGUCUUAAUUAAAUAUAUAAUUAUAAUAUUGAACUUUAAAUAUUUUAUGAUAGUGCUGGUGAUUUAAAUCACACAUCUUUGCCAUGUGUUAAUAUUAAAGGAAGUUUCUUGCUGAAAUGCAUUGUCAAGUUACAGUUGCUGAAGGGUCGUUGAAAGGUAAAGUUUGCAAUACUCCCUGUGGUAAAAAGUAUUACAGCUUUGAAGGCAUUCCCUACGCAAAACCACCUCUUGGACCACUUAGAUUCAAGGCUCCAGAAAAGAGUGAAGAUUGGUAUGGAGUUCUUGAUGCAACAAAACCAGGAAACAAAUGUGUACAAGUGAACCUAAUUGAUGGCUCAAUUGAAGGAUCAGAAGACUGCUUAUAUCUAAACAUCUACACUCCAUGUUUGCCAUGUGAAAAAAUACAAAAGCUCCCAGUUCUGUUCUUUAUACAUGGUGGCAGGUUUUUAAUGGGCUAUGGUGAUUAUCACCGACCAGAUUAUUUGAUACGACAAAACAUUAUCUUAGUUACAAUUAAUUAUAGGCUAUCUAUUUUUGGGUUUCUUUGCCUUCACACACCAGAAGUUCCGGGAAAUGCAGCACUUAAAGAUACUUCUAUGGCAUUAAAAUGGGUACAAAGUAACAUAGAACAUUUUAACGGUGAUAUAAAUAAUAUUGUAGCAUUUGGAGAAAGUGCUGGAGCGGCUAUUGCAAUGUCCUUCCUAAGCUCAAAAAUGAUUGAUGGUAUUUCAAAGAUAAUUGCGCAAUCUGGUACAGCUCUAUCUGAUUUGUUUAUGGUAGAUGAUGACCCAGUCGAAAGGGCUAAAGCAAUUGGCACAAGUUUGAGUCACAAAGUAAGAAAUACAGCGGAACUAUAUGAUUUACUUAUAAAUGCUUCUGCAGAGGACUUGAUCCGGGCAUAUAUGUCACAGGAAUUAGGUAGAGAUAUUACUACCAUACAUGCGUACCUUCUACCCGUAGUGGAAAAACAAUUCGAGAAUACCAAACGGUAUUUUGACGAAUAUCCUCUUCAGUCGAUAAGAAAUAAUCGAUCUAAAAAUAUACCCUGCAUCUUUAGUAUGGCGUCCCAUGAAGCUGCAUUAUUUUUGAACCGUGACGAUUCUGGUAAUAUUAUUUUCGUCAAUAAUUUACGAAAAUUUAUACCAAACUACGCAUUUGUCGACCGUGAAUCGAAACAAGCGUACAAUAUAGAGAGGGUAUUGAAAAAAUUGUAUUUUCAAAACAAAGAAAUUGGUCCUUCGACGCUUCCGGAAUAUCUGAAAUUUAUGUCCGACGCGUACUUCGCUCGCGACUUCGUUUAUACAGCUGAAAUUUUAUCAUCAAAAUGCAGUUUUUAUAUAUGCAGAUUCGACUAUCUGGGAAGUAUGAAUACGCGGAUCAUGAAAAAGCUCGGUGUUGAAGGUACAACACAUGGUGAUCUAAUACAAUAUGUUUUUUAUAAGGAGAAAAAAGCGAAAUCAUGUAACGAUAGUGAUAGAGCGAUUAUAGAUAUGUUGUGUGAGACGUGGUGUAAUUUCGCGAAGACUGGAAAACCAUCGUGGAAACAUCAAAACACCGAGUGGUUACCAUAUAAGAAGAGCCAAAAAUUAUGCCUUAAUAUAGCUGAAAAUAAUAUUCAAUGCAUACCGUUACCAGAGUUCAGUAGGAAUAAGGUUUGGAUAGAUCUAGUAUGCCAAAGGUCUAAAUUAUAAUUAAUGUUAGACGCAGUAUUUUCUUCCUUAAAUUAGCAUGAUGUAACUUAACUAGGGAGCUGGCGAGCAAAAUGUUUGUAUGAUUUGUGUAGCAGAAUUUUUUAAGGCAUAUUAAUAACCACCUCUGCCACCAUGGUAGCGCUGCGUUGUCAAUUGACACCCCUUUAAAAUUAUAAAACAGGUAUACCAUAUCAUUUGCUGAUUUUCUUCGUUAUCUUUUGUUAGAGAUUUACUCCCCUGUAGCUUAAAAACGCAACGUACGACCUUAAUUCAUUAAAAAAAAAACUAUCGUACUGCUCAGAACUUUCAUUCCUAUUAAUAUAAAAUGCGAGCCAAUGAUAUAUGUAAAUGCUUGCCAGCACCUUAGAAAAUACUUUCUUAUCUAGCGGCUUAGGACUUGUCGACUUAAUAAAGUGCUACUGUGACUUAACUAUCAGGGGUAUGUCUAAUAAUCGUAAGUAAAAUGUAACGAAAUGAUCAAUUUUUAAGUUUUAUAUUAAUGGUUUUACUGCAUUUAUAACGCACAUUUUUUUUUUCUAUUGGAACACUUAGAGUAUUAUAAACGUUUGUUUCUACUUGCAAGAACUUAAAAGUAUUGUGAUUGUUUAGUUUUAACACCUGAAAUGAUAUGUCAAAUGUCAAAGUCAAGCUGGUGAAUUUGACAUGACUAUCUGUGGCUUUAUAAUCUUAAUAAUUUGUAACUUAGCCUAGUCUUAAUUGAUUCACUUUUUGAAAUAUCGAAUGGCGUUGCUCGACUGUCAUUGGUCAAACAAAACGAGCUACUUGAAUGGUGGAACAAACAAACGUAACACGCCAUUAGUUUCUUUCGUUUUAAGACAGUACACGAAAUGAAUUCCGUUAUUAUAUAUUCCUUCCAAGGGUUUCGCCACCCGUUUGUCAAGAGAGGGCAGGGUCUAAUAGAUGUUGAUACAGAGAAUGGGAAACCCGUCAAUAUGGUCUGACUUUACAGUAAAAAACAUAUUAACAUAGUAACUAAUAAGAUAUAUAAUUAUAUAAAAAA
This is a messenger RNA of Pieris brassicae (large cabbage white), 2949 nucleotides long. Its product is annotated as juvenile hormone esterase-like. The record is from RefSeq and is a predicted model, not a curated record. Lineage: Eukaryota; Metazoa; Arthropoda; Insecta; Lepidoptera; Pieridae. The transcript has 4 exons. Bases 354 to 1928 code for a protein of 524 amino acids.